Molecule: messenger RNA, 1071 nt
Organism: Arthroderma uncinatum
Lineage: Eukaryota; Fungi; Ascomycota; Eurotiomycetes; Onygenales; Arthrodermataceae
Exons: 3
Coding region: 1-1071 (356 amino acids)
Source: RefSeq, a predicted model, not a curated record
AUGCCUGAGCCUGCUUCCCCCUUGCUCUCCAGCAUGCUCCAGGCCCCGAAGCGUACCCAGUCUACCAUGAACGGUACCCAGGUACCCCACGGAAAAGCAGAGCGCUGGGGAACCUGGUCGCAUCCCAAGCGGCCUCGAAAGCAGAUCCUCCUCCCGUCUUCGCCGCAAACUCCGUCUCCAAGCCAGCGUGGUGCCUCUGCACUCCGGCAGGUCUUCCAGAACGCUGGCGAACCGCCCGAGACUCCGGCCAGCAGCCACAAGCAGCAGCAUCACCGCCAGAGCCAGUCAUACCAGCAGCACCGUCAGCAAAAGUCUGCGUCUGCUCCGCGGCCUCGAACCGGUGGUAGAGCACCCAUCCCGCACUUCCGUACGUACAGCCAUACACAGAGCAGCGCUGCAAAGUCGAGGGCCGCAGCGGCGCCGGAGCCAGAGGACGAGGAUGCCCAGGAUACGGCGCGCAUACACGCUUGGCUUGACAGGGUUGUGGACGAGCUGAUUGCUGCCGAAGAAGUCGAAGCAGGAGUCGAAGCCGAAGUCCACGAUGAGAUCUGCGACGUGCAGAUUCAGCCUGCAGCAGUUUACAGGGAGCAGAAGCAGUCUGUGAAGUUCAAGGAUGUUGAUAUCGAGCCAGCAAAGGCAGACGUCCAGCCUGUAACAGUUCGCGCAGUUCGUGAAGUUCGUGACGUUGAAGUUGAAGUUCCAUCUACAUCCCACUCCCAAAAGGGACAUCCCGCUCCUGAGAAUGAAGUAAAACCUCCCAAAACACCCACCAAGACUCCCAGGAGCCGACUCGCCCUGGAUACAGACCUCCCCCGCGUCGACAGCGGCUGGGGCACUGCCAGCCCGGUCAGCAUCAGCAUGGCCUUCAUGACGCCGCGGACCGUCCCUAGAAUCGACGAAGACACCGCCGUCUGGGAGCUGCUCAGUCCCAAUGUGACGCCGUUCCGCAAAGGCAAAGGCCCCAAGCGGACGCGCCGUCGCAGCUACUACGAUGAAGAUAUCUGGCCGAGUGGCUGCAACUCACCACAGUCUCUCGCGCCUCCAGUACACCAAGUACAAGCCCUCAGCUAA